This is a messenger RNA of Maniola jurtina (meadow brown), 787 nucleotides long. RefSeq names its product serine protease inhibitor swm-1-like. The record is from RefSeq and is a predicted model, not a curated record. NCBI's taxonomy places the organism in Eukaryota, Metazoa, Arthropoda, Insecta, Lepidoptera, Nymphalidae. The transcript has 4 exons. The coding region runs from base 59 to 733 and encodes 224 amino acids.
UCGGUUGUUUGCAAAUAAAGUGAAAAAAUAUUCGAAAUACAAUUUUUUUUUGUUCAAAAUGUUGAAGUUUUCGUUUUGUUUUGUAAUUUUGGUUUCUAUUUGCGCCGGUGUGUAUAUAGCUAAAGGUAAUUGCCCAACCAAUGAAGAGUUCCAGCUGUGCGGUUCAGCGUGCCCGCCCAACUGCAGCGACCCGAUGGCAGGCAACUGCACGGACGACUGUGUCGAGGGGUGCUUCUGCAUGAUGGGCUACUUGAGAGACGAGAACGGGACUUGCGUUAGAGCUGACAAAUGUGUUGUAAAUCGGUUUUGCAGCGAAUACGAAGAGUUUCUUCCAUGUGGUAGCGCCUGUCCUUCGACAUGUUCUGUGCCAGAGCCAGAAGUAUGUGGCCUCGCCUGCAGCAUGGGCUGCUUCUGCAAGGAGGGCUUCUACCGGGAUGAAGUCACUCAUCAGUGUGUGACAAUGGACAACUGCUCUACCGUUGACAUGUGCUUCAAUGCUAAUGAAGUCUACGACAUGUGCAACGCAACCUGCGAACCCACGUGUGCGGAACCAGAGCCAAUUUGCGCAAAAGUUUGCAGAGCCGGCUGUGUUUGCGCACCGGGGCUUUUGCGCAGUCCAAGUGGAGACUGCGUUAGUGUGGACAAGUGUCCAGCAUCCAACAAGACCGAGCCGGAUGUACUGAACAAAUACCUUACUACGAUCAACAAGAUCCUGCAUUUGACUGCUGUUUAACAAUGUACUGGUUAUCCACAAGUUGUUUUACCUAAGUGAUAAUGGUGGUGGUUU